AUGGGCCAAGAGACGAGAGACCCGAGUAUUGAUGGGGUCAUUCAGGCACUGCAGGAAAUAGGAAACUUGAUGGGAAGGCAGGCUCAAGAGAGGGCUACCAAUAUUGCCCAAGCUGCUGAGGCCGCUGCAGCUGCUGCUGGUAAUGAGAAUCAAGCCAAUCAAGGGCAGGCUCAAGUGGCUGUGAAUAGACAGAUGCACCAGCUGGUGGAGCAGUUCUUGAAGUUAAAGUCGCCAAAGUUCGAUGGAAAGGGUGACCUUGAGGCCGCACCGCGUUGGGUGGAAGAACUGGAAAAGGCCUUUGAAGUUCUGGGGUGCACCGAGGCUGAGAAGGUGACUUUAGCUGUGUACCAGUUGCAAGAGAAUGCCAAUGAUUGGUGGAAGGCCACCAAGGGGAGAGUAUUCCCUGAGGGUACUGCCCAGACUUGGGCUGUGUUCACUGAGAACUUCUACGGGAAAUAUUUCUCUAAGAGUGCCAGGGAAAGGAAAUUGGCGGAGUUCAUGAGACUUCGCCAGGGAUCGAUGACGGUAGAUCAAUACGAGGCGGAAUUUGCAAGACUAUCGAAGUUCGCGCCAAGAAUGGUGGAGGACCCACUAGAUAAGGUCCGAAGGUUCCGGGAUGGGCUGAAGCCGGACCUUCGUAGCCAGAUGAUCUCGCUGAACAUCCGGGACUAUGGAGAAAUGUAUGAACGAGCUCAAGCGAUAGAACGGGAUCAGAUGGACAGGGCCGCCACUUCUGGAUCGCGAUUUGCCUCGGCUAAAGACAAUCGCCGCUUUGGGAAGAGGCCGAUGGCGGGAAAUAGGCGUUUUGUCCCUCCCAUCAAGAAGAACAUUAGGAAGCCGAACCAUUCUCAAAAUAGGUUUGGGGCAUGUUUAGGGUGUGGGAGCAUAGAUCAUCAGAUCAGACAUUGCCCUCAACGUCCAGCAGGACCGCCAAUGCAAUCUCAGCCGCCUCGGAUGGGAAAUCAGACUGGAAAUCCCCUACUGGCUAUUCAGAGUAGACUGCCAGCUCAAGGAAGGGUAUAUGCAAUGGCAAGAAGGGAGGCUGAGGAAACGCCGGGCGUGGUCACAGGUACGGUCUUUCUCUGUGAUCAUACUGCGUAUGCCUUGUUGGACCCGGGAGCUUCACACUCGUUUAUAUCGGAACAGUUUGUUAGAUUGACUGGAAUUGAACCGGUUUUGCUUGAAGUCAUACUUUGUGUAACGACUCCGCUGAAUGAUAGGGUGCUAGUCUCAUUAGGGUGUCCUGACUGUAAGAUAGUAAUUAGGGGUAGAGAGGAAAGGAUAGACUUGGCGGUAUUGACCAUGUUCGACUUUGACGUGAUUGUCGGGAUGGAUUGGCUAGUUAAGCAGAAAGUCGUGAUGGAUUGUAGUAACAAGGCUGCGAUCAUCUUCGCCUUUAAGAUUUGGAGGCAUUACUUGUGCGGGGAAAAGUUUCAGAUCUACAUGGAUCAUCAGAGCCUUAAGUAUCCAUUUUCACAGAAGGAGUUGAAUUAUGAGGCAGCGUCGUUGGAUGGAACUCCUCAAAGACUACAAUUGCGACAUUUUGUAUCACCUUGGAAAGGCUAA
Molecule: messenger RNA, 1566 nt
Organism: Syzygium oleosum
Lineage: Eukaryota; Viridiplantae; Streptophyta; Magnoliopsida; Myrtales; Myrtaceae
Exons: 2
Coding region: 1-1566 (521 amino acids)
Source: RefSeq, a predicted model, not a curated record